UCACCUGGACGAUAUUAUGGCUAAUAAUAAGGAGUUGAAAGAGAACAAAAUCGACAGUCACAUGGAAGUCAAAGUGGAACCGACCCUUCAGUGUUACGUCGAGGAGGAGCACGAGAACAGCUUUUCGAAUUUGGAGAAUGCCAGCACGAUUCCGUCGAGUGUCGACGUGGGCGCGUUGAACUUGUGGACCAGCAAGGCCACCACCUGCCUGAUCAGCCAGUACAAGAAGUAUCGAUCGUUGGUCGGACAAUCGACGCAGAUCAGGAGUCUACGAGAGAUGUUCGAGAUGAUAUCACUGGAGAUGCAGAAUUACGGAUUCUAUUUUAGUCCGCAGAAAUGCGAGAAUAAAUGGCGGGUUCUCGAGCGCAAGUAUAAAAACCUCGUGUUCCGCGAGCGGCUGAAAAAACCGGGCAGGAUGCGACAUUACGGACAGUGGGAACACAAACGCGCCUUGGAUGAGAUCUUCAAUGAGAAGAAGAGGCAUGUGUAUCUAGAGGCGAACGAGUUGCAGCCGCCAAGCGGAUCAACUAAUCUCUUGAUUCAUCCAAAACCAGGUUGCGAUCAAGGCAGCGACUCGCUUGACGAUCGACGCGAAGAUCCUUUAGCCCCCAUGACCAAUGAGAAAGACGGUGACACAUUGGAACGUAAGGAAAUUUUGACGUCAUUAUUCGAAAAAUUUAUAGAGGAAAUGGCAAAGAAUUUUGCACUGACUGAAAAGAACAAAGAGAGGCGGCACAAAGAGAAAAUGGCUGUGAGACAUAAGGAAUUGGAACUGAAAAAGCAGCUUCUCAAGCUAAAAGAACAGAAGAUGGAAUUACAAAGAUGUCAAAUGAUUGCUGCCGCACAGAACUUGCGUUUGAAUAUGAAAUGAUAUACGUCACUCGAUUU
Messenger RNA from Atta colombica, 888 nucleotides. RefSeq lists its product as uncharacterized. The transcript has 2 exons. Bases 17 to 871 code for a protein of 284 amino acids. The record is from RefSeq and is a predicted model, not a curated record. Lineage: Eukaryota; Metazoa; Arthropoda; Insecta; Hymenoptera; Formicidae.